AUGGCAAGCAAUAUUCCAGCAGGCGUGCGAUCGACUGAUAUCGGGCGCUUCGCUCUGCGCGCGGCGCAGAUCGAGAAAGUCAAGCCGGUCAUUGCCUACUGGUGUAACUAUCAUAUCGUCAACCAAAUAAUCGAGAGAGGCCUUCACAAUUCGAGCGAUGAAAUCAAGUUGUACACUAUGGAUCUGAUGGACAAGCUGGAACAGUUCAAAACCGAGAAUCCAGAAAAUGAAACUGUUACGGAUAGUGUCGCAGCGAAUGCAUAUGUUGAGCAGUUUGGGGUGGAAGUCUUCAAUCGUGCCCAGGCUGCUAUGACUGCCAAUAAAGUCACCAAGCAAACAGGCGAUACAUUCCUAGCAGCGGCUACAUUCCUUGAGCUAUGUCAGAUGUGGGGAGAUAUGGACCCCGAGAUUGCCGGGCGCAUUAAAUUCGCAAAGUACCAUGCAAUCCGCAUCACCAAAGCCAUCAAAGCAGGAGAAGACCCCAAUGAUUCGAACCCCUCACCAAAGGAGGAGGAGGAGGAGGAGGAGGAGGAGGAAGCACAGAUUGAGAGCUCGGAUAUACAGGCUUUCGAUGAGUCCGUGGCAGAGCAGGCAGCCCGACCGAGACAGGCAUCCGUGGAGGAGAUCCCUGACGAGUCCGAUCGACUUGGGCGGCAUAUGGCUCAUCAAUCAUCAUUAGAUGAAUCGCUUCACCCUUCUCGAACAUCUUCAGUGCCAGCAUCCGCCCCAACACCCGACAUUCCUUCGGUUCCUCAAAAUGCACCUGGUUCACCUCCACAGAGAAUGGAUCUCGACAACGAAUCCAGCGGCCUUGAGCUUCCCUCAACCCCAGCCACAAUUGGGAAUUCCACUAUCCCAAAGUUACCAGACACCCCCGGAUCCACCAACACUAAUAAAAGCAAGGCUCUACCAUUCGAUGCAUUCCAGUCCUUCCCCCCUCCCACCAGUCCAUCUGCCGGACCCGAUCCAGCCUCAUUCUACGAUCCAUUGAGUGCGAAUGCCCCUAAGCCUGCUCCCGCAGCUUCCUCUAGACCGCCAUCAUUUACUCCCCCUGUGGUUCCAGCGCCGGCCGCCUCGAGCCAGCCUUCGCACUCGGUGGAUGAUAACUCCAUUACACUAGCUCAAAAGCAUGCCAGAUGGGCAGUCUCCGCAUUAACAUUUGACGACGUCGACACUGCGAUUAAGGAACUGAGGAACUCUCUCAAAUACCUUGGAGCAGAAUGA
This is a messenger RNA of Penicillium odoratum, 1224 nucleotides long. RefSeq lists its product as uncharacterized. The record is from RefSeq and is a predicted model, not a curated record. Gene Ontology annotation, biological process: late endosome to vacuole transport via multivesicular body sorting pathway. The transcript is spliced from 4 exons. NCBI's taxonomy places the organism in Eukaryota, Fungi, Ascomycota, Eurotiomycetes, Eurotiales, Aspergillaceae. The coding region runs from base 1 to 1224 and encodes 407 amino acids. Gene Ontology annotation, cellular component: multivesicular body.